Jatropha curcas is the source of this 2339-nucleotide messenger RNA. Its product is annotated as Transducin/WD40 repeat-like superfamily protein. Gene Ontology annotation, cellular component: nucleus. Lineage: Eukaryota; Viridiplantae; Streptophyta; Magnoliopsida; Malpighiales; Euphorbiaceae. Gene Ontology annotation, molecular function: promoter-specific chromatin binding; protein binding. The record is from RefSeq and is a predicted model, not a curated record.
UCUAUGUUUUCUUUCCUUCCUUAAAAUCACUCCUUGCUAAAUAGAGGCUAAAUCCCUAAAUAUUAAAUAGUAUCCGAAUCCAUUUAAAACAAUUAUUAGCCAUUAAUUUUUUGAAAAUAAUCAUUUGCCAUUAUUUUAAUCACUGUGAGUUGGAUUUGGACACAAGCAAAUAAGAUUUACUCUGAUGACGGAAUAGCAAUCCAAGAAAAAGUAAAACACGUGUCCGACGGUGGCUCUAGUUUUUUUGACAGCGAUUGAAGUCAAGAAGAAAAAGGAAAAGUAAUUAGCCUAGUUUCCAUCGGCCAUCGGGAACUGGGAACGCUGAAAGGUCAAUACGUAACGCAGCCAGAAGCGCCUUUCUCUGAUUUCCCUCUCUAGCUUACAUUUUCAACUAGUUUCUGUGCCUUUUUCUUGUCAAAACGACGGAUCAAGGAUCGUUGGCCAGCUCCUAUUUUAUUGAAAUUUCACUUCAUACCGUCUCCGAUGAAGAAUCCGCAAGCGGCUUCAUAGAAUGGCGGAGGACGCAUCAGUCGAGCAGAACCGUAACUAUAGCACCUCAAUCACACAAAUUGGAGAAUAUCAUAACAACAAGAAAUAUGUGGAGCCAGAGUUGUUCAGUUGCUUGCUUCAGCCUGUCCCCGCCGAUUCGGAUCCUGAAUAUAUUGGCAUUCGCCGUCUCCUUCUCUAUCGCAAAGCCCAGUCCGGUUAUGUUCGCCGAAUUGAUUGGAGAUGCAAUGGCAAAGGAUAUGUCAGCUAUCGUAAUUACAUUCGCAGGCCGAGAAAUUGGGAAAGCCAGCAAAUGAGCCUUCAAAGCACUCCAGGGAAUAGUGAGCGAUGGCUUCAAAGUCCAAGUCAACUGUCUCACUUGCUUGAGGCAGAGAGCUGGAGUUCUAGCAGGAACCUAACUGGCAAUGUGGCUUCAACUCACAGAACAAGUUUUAGCUCAACUGCAAGUGAAAAUGAUCGCACACGUCGCCGAGGGGUUGAACCUGCAUAUUCUUUUAUAGGAAUGCAUUGCAUCUUUGAUCAAUGCAAAUCUGCUGUUACGGUUUUAAAGUUUGGGCACAUGAGUUCUGAUCUACUUGCUUAUGGGGCGUCGGAUGGAACCUUGACAGUGUGCUCUGUCUCUGAGCCACCUUCAGUCCGCAAACAAUUGAAGGGGCAUUCAAAAGAUGUCACAGAUUUUGACUUCUCAUCCAACAAUCAGUAUAUUGCAUCGUCAUCGAUGGAUAAAACUGUGAGAGUGUGGGAAUUAUCACAGGGCCUUUGCAUUCGAGUAAUAUAUGGAGUCUCUUCACAAUUGUGCAUUCGUUUUCAUCCUGUAAAUAACAAUUUCCUUUCAGUUGGCAACGAAAACAAGGAAAUCACUGUAUUCAAUUUCAGCACUGGCAGAAUUAUUCAUAAAUUAGUCUUCAAUGCUAAGAUUACCUCUAUGGACCAUGAUCACACUGGUCAGCUAAUCUUCUGUGGGGAUGGACAAGGAUCUGUAUACUGCAUAAGCAUGGACUCACACACGGGUGCCCUAUCACGUAGUCACCGCCAUCGAAGUAGUAGCAAGAGCAACUCCCCGGUGACAACUAUGCAGUACAGAAGUUUCUCUCUGCUGGCAGGAGGCCCGGUGCUACUGACAUGUACUCAAGAUGGAAGUCUUUCUUUUUUUAGCGUGGCCUUGGAAAUACAAGGUUAUCUGACACUUCGUUGUUCGCUCAAAUUGGCUCCACGAUUACAUGGCGCCCAAGCUUCUUUCUGCCCUUUGCUUUCCCUUGAAAAAGGGGAAUUUAUAGUUGCUGGAAGUGAGGAUUCCAAUGUGUAUUUCUAUGAUCUAACACGGCCAAGGCACACGUGUGUGAACAAACUACAGGGUCAUCGAUUUCCAGUCAUUGGCGUUGCCUGGAACCAUGGAGAGAACUUGUUGGCUUCAUCUGAUCUUUACGGCAUUGUUAUUGUAUGGAAGAGAGCAAAGGCAAGUUCAAAUAAACAUACAUGGUGACAUUUCAUACACUUACAUUUCAGAAACGAGAAAGGAAAUUUAGCCCUUCUUAUGUUGCCCUUUUUUGGUUCUCACAUGGUAUUUCACGAUUUAUUUCGUCUCUUGCGCAACAGAGAUAGUUCUGUAUUUAAUUUUUGUACUCACCAAUUCAUUUUCUGGAAGUUAUAAAUAUAGUGGUGAUUUUUUGACAACUAAAGACCCUGUGUAAAAUGUAUGUUCUCUUGAUAAAUUUUGUUGUGUUUGUUUGGUAAAGCAGAGAAAUAGAACACGUAAGGCUGUCAAUCUCUGAUGUAGUUUGGAUAUUCAAAACAAUUUGGGUAAACUGUCGAGCUCGCCAUUCUUUUAAUUA